Molecule: messenger RNA, 1653 nt
Organism: Anopheles funestus (African malaria mosquito)
Lineage: Eukaryota; Metazoa; Arthropoda; Insecta; Diptera; Culicidae
Product: glycosylated lysosomal membrane protein B-like
Exons: 4
Coding region: 165-1379 (404 amino acids)
Cellular component (GO): lysosome
Source: RefSeq, a predicted model, not a curated record
AUUAGAUUAAAUGACAGCGGUUGUCAGCUGUAUCGGUUGUGCUUUGUUCAGUGCGAAAUCAAGUGCCUUGUUCGUUGACUGAAAGGCAUAUUUUGUGUAAAUUAGUAUAAUAUUUCAAAUAUAUCCAAAGUGUACCUUAGUCGUUGAACUAAUUGAGGCUGAAGAUGAUAGCGCAACAUAGACAUAAAUGUGUUUCCUUCUUGGGCUUUGCUAUUUCAUUGCUGUUUCUGAGCGUUGCCCUUUGCGAUGAGCAGAGCAAAUUACAACGAAAACUGACUGCAACAUUGAAUCCGGGAUGCAGAGAUUUCUGCGAAAAUAAUACAGCUAUCACACUGGUGCAUAUUGCGGCCGCAUCCGACACGGACACGAUUCAUUAUGUGUGGGAUUUUACAGGGAAACCAACCAUUCUGGUGGCCCUAACGAGCAAACAGGCCGAAUUUCACAUCGAUUGGCCGAGAUUGAUGGAUAGCAAACCGGAAUCGGUUUACUUUACCGAAGUUCCACAAUACACUUUUAUGGCGAUUAUCAACCGGAUGUUCCAGUACGACGACGCUGAAGAUCGUGCAAUGUUGGAUGAUGAUACAAAUGUAUUCGUUUACGAUCCGCAUAAUUUCACGUGGAACCGCAGCCUGCUGUGGUCGAACGAAAAGGAUGCUAUGAUGGCAAUCAAUGCGGGUGAUGAUUUUCUUUUCAAGUUAAAUGCCUACUCAACGAAAGACCACGGCAUGGACUUUCCACAUUUGCUGCACACGUCAAAUUCCACCCAGAUAGACAUAGUGUUCAACAACAUAACGAACCGUUACGCGAGUCCUCGUUUCGCUAUCGAGCUGCUAUUUGUCGUAUCGGAGCAAGCUGUCGUCGAAUCGGAAUUCGAAGUUACGAAGCGUAAAACGCUGGACGAUGAGCAUACGCCGGGCAUUUUCGAAAUCGUCGACGUACUGUCACCGGGCGCCUUCACCUUCUCGGCCGGUGGGUACCUUGAGUUUCGACCCGUUUCAUACACUCACCCCGAACGGGACGUGGCCACAUCGACUGAAACGCGUCAAAGUCAACCGGUUACUAUACGGUCUCCAUCGGCAGCACUGCAAACCACUCUGGCAUACGCGCUGUACGGUACGAAGUUGGAUAGCUACCUAGUGCAGGGCAUGAAUGUUUCGUUCGGUGUCAGCGAGGAUGGAUUUUACCGCAAGACGAACUACACCACCAUGACCUUUCAGGUCGGUUACGGUAUGCCACCGGUUGAGGAGUUGUCCGCAUUCGUGCUAAUUGUAGCCGGUAUCGGUAUCGGCGUACCGUUAAUCGUGUUGGUCGCGAGCACCAUGUACGUUUGUAUCAGGAAGCUGCGCAAUCGCGACCGAUUCCAGCAACAGCGGCUGUAAUGAUUCUUUUGCAGUAGGGCGCAUCUAUGGCCAAAAGAUAUCUCAUUCCUUGAUGCUCGCUUUUCCGCGGCAGCAACUAACUUGUUUGCUCCUUUCGGAGAUACAAAGCGCACACACACAGACAAACACGUGGAAAGCUGGUAAACAGUAUAUAAGGAAGGCACUCUAUAGCUGUACGGCGUGUGUUAAUAGUGAAUUUUAUGCAAAUCGACCCUUUUUUAGAGUGUUGUAUAACUGUGUUAUUAAAAUAAAAUUGUUUAAUUUUAUAGCAAAA